CUUUCCUCGAGCCAUGUUGUAGUAUGGUAGAUGUAAAAGCUGAAUGCUAGAGUUGAGUUGAGUGAUCGAAUUCUGGGGUUGUACCUCGAUAUUGAUCCAGGGGCCUUCAUGAAGACUGGCCAGGGCGGCAUGGUGCAGGAGGCAUUGCAGUGAAAGUCACCCUUCCAUCGCACUUGGAACUUUGUAGGGGGCUCGAAUGAUCGGAUCGAGUUAGUAUUUCACUUCCCAUUAUGCAGGAAACCCUUUAGAAACUGACAUUGUCAUUAGGGAGCGAAUAUCGCUUAGUGUGGAAGUAGUUGCUUUAUCUAGCAAAACAUCCUCUUCCACCUCCAUCCACCUCCAUCCACAUUCGCCCACCUUCGUUCACCUGCGUCCAAAACACCAAAGCGCGCGAUGACGUCCAUCAACCUGGGAUCGGAAAUACUGUCGCCUACCCCAAACGAAGCACCUGGUCAUAAGAGAGUGCAGCGAAGAGCGAGCGCUCCGGAACUCGCAAAGCUGAUCACACUACCAUCGUCGAACGACAAUUAUGCAGUCGGGAAUAUCAUUCGUUUACAGCUCCCGCAUACUUCACAGGAUAGUAAGACACCUCGCGUUGUUCAGGCAGAAAUUGUCAAGGUCUUUUCACCCUUCACAAUGGCACCCGUCAUGGUCGUCCGCAUUCAUAAAGCUACACUAGACCUCGAAGGCGACUUCGUCCUGAAAGUGUACGACCGCCGUUACACGAAUGAAGCUAGAGAGGAUUACCACUUUGAGGAAUGGUCGACGGAGCUCGACCUGCACUUCGAGAGCCGCCGGUGGAACAAGGAUGUUGUGAAAUACUUCUUGAAGCUAAUGGCUCACGACAGUCUCUUCUACGACUUGCAAGACGAGGAAGAAGACGAAGAAGGAAGCGAAGUGGAAGAGGACGAAGAGGACGAAGGUGAAGCAAAAGCGUACGGAGAAGUCUUCCUUCAUGCUUUCUGCCUCAAGAUGUACCGCGCAGAACUCGAAGUAUACCGCCGCGCUCGCCAGCACAGCCUUGAUGGCAUCGACAUUCCUCGAUUCAUCAGCUCCGUUCGCAUCCCGUAUGCAUACACCUCCAAACACUGUCCGGUCUCAAGUUCCAACAUCAAAGGCACGCCAGGCAUCCUCCUCCAAUACAUCCCCGGCUUCCCCCUUAUGGACCUCUACGCUUCACCCUCACCACGUCCAUCGCGCUCAACUUGGCAGCCCCUCAUCGACAGUGCAGUCCGCAUUGCCAACACACUCUCUCAAACGCUCGAAACACGCAACAUCGACUGUAACCCGCGCAAUACCGUGGUGCAUUGGGACCCUCUUGCUGAGAAGUGGGAAUGCAAGCUCAUCGACUUCGGACAUUGUCAGUUUAGGAAAGAAAACAUGAGUGAGUGGGAGUGGCGACGUUUUCAGAGCACAGUAGAUGAGGAUGCGGCGAUGGGGAGGGAAAUGGAGAUUUUUCUGACUGAGAGGAAGGGUGGUGGAUAUGUGUAUACGAGGAGCCAGUAUCAGGAAGAGUUGGACCGCGACUUUCGCCGUGAUGAUUGAAGGGACGGAGUAGUAGAAUGAUGGAUGGAUUUCUGAACUCCUGAUGUAGUCAUGGAUUAUCUCAAUAUAUUGACAUGGGAUCAUGAAGGCCUGCACCGUCCAUUGUAUAUAAUCUGGAAACUCCAAUGAACCAAGCAAGAUAAAACCCAAC
Cucurbitaria berberidis CBS 394.84 is the source of this 1696-nucleotide messenger RNA. RefSeq lists its product as uncharacterized. The transcript has 2 exons. Bases 394 to 1545 code for a protein of 383 amino acids. The record is from RefSeq and is a predicted model, not a curated record. Lineage: Eukaryota; Fungi; Ascomycota; Dothideomycetes; Pleosporales; Cucurbitariaceae.